AAAGGGGAACAGACCUUGCUGUGGGGAUGUGUUUCGUACUCUGCUGCCUGGUAAAUCACUGUCUGCUCCUGCAGUUUUCAGGUGGAUGACAGUGGCUGAUGCCCCUAAUCAUUACAUGAUAACCUGCACUCAGGCUUCUGCACAUUAUUCCAGUGGAGCAAAGAGCACAGAGCCUGGGGAAUUGGGGGAAAUGAGCUCUUGGGGGAGAAAGCUGCAAAAAAAGACCUUUGUAACAUUGAUCUGACCGAACAAAGUGUCUGCUGCUGUUUCUUACAUUACUGAGCUCUUGCAGUAUGUUUCUGCUGCCUUUGCUUUGUGUGUGCCUGAGUCUGGAAGUGAGUCCCAUGCCCUGGACACUGCAGAGCCUUUUGAGGAGUAAAUGCUGUUGCCGUGUGGUGGAUCUCUAUUCUAAGCCCCGUUUCUGCCAUGAACGUCAUUCCCGUGCCUUUCCCUCUCCCUCCCAGGUCCAGUCUCUAUACAAGUAGGGAGUGGAAUUACGGGCUGGAGCCAUCCUGUAUCAAGUGUGUUUGUAUAUGCCCAAGCAGGGUUUUAUCUGCACUGAUGAACUGCACUCACUGGAAACUUGCUUUCCCUGGAAACCGUUUCAAUUCUGUCCUCAAAAAUGGCCUAAAAUGCUUGUCCUGCAGCUUGUCCCUCGGGUUCUUAAAUCCCUGUUAAUGCUUCCCCUGUUGCUUGCAUUUUGCUCCCCCUGUGGUUCUGCUGAGGUCAGACUUCCCUUUUGUUUUCUUUCCUUUCUGCCUUCCACUAGCGAGACAUUUUUAUGGUUUUUCAGCAUUCUGGGUGCUUUUGUGGAGUGCAGGUUAAAAGUACAGGCUGUUAAUGCAACAAAUGCUACUGUGCUGUCUGUCUGCAAAUGCCCAAGGGGAGCAAACUGGGACAUCUCCCAGCAUGUCCCUCCCACCCUGUCCCACUAAUCCCUGCACAGGCUCCUGCCCCUCACUGCUGUGUUUGUUCCCAGUGUUUGCCAGGACUAUGCCAUUGGGAAAGGGGGUGGCUGGGAGGGUGAAUGUGGAGACUGGGCUGGAUUUCUGCCCUUCCCUGGGCAGUGGAGUGUCCGGUGCACUUUGAUCCCUGGAGGGAGGCUUGUUAGAGGCAGCUGGCACUCUGCCCAAGCUGGGAACGGUCUCCACAGCACGCCUCGCUGCUUCCCAGUGGAAGAGAGGGUGGGAGUGUGUGGGUCAGGAUGAGGCCUCUGCUCUGGGCUGCCUGCAGCCAGCUGCUGCCCCGGGGAGCUGGGCUCUGCGCCUCCAAGCCAGCUGUGACCACUUUGGUGACCGCAUCACACCACAGCCUGCGGCCUCUGGCCCUUCUGGCCGCCUCCAGCUCCCCAGCCAGUGUGUCUGCAGGGUUCCUCCAGCCCCUGGUCCCAGGGAGCAGAGCCCCUAGCUGCUGGAGCUCGCAGUUCAACGUGCCCCCCAGUGCCUUGCUCGUGGCCCGGCCUGUGGGGGUCUGCUCCAUGAUGAGGCUUCCCGUGCAGGCGUCUGCAGAGGGACUGGACGUGGCAUUUGUCGGUGUCCCGCUGGACACAGGCACGUCCAACCGUCCGGGAGCCAGGUUCGGCCCGCGUCAGAUCCGUGCCGAGUCGGCCAUGGUGAGGAGGUACAACGGCAGCACCGGGGCGGCGCCCUUCGAUUCCCUGCGGGUAGCCGACAUCGGGGACGUGAACGUGAACCUCUACAACCUGCCUGACAGCUGCCGCCUCAUCCGGGAGUCCUACCAGGAGAUCGUGGCCUCUGGCUGUGUGCCCCUCACCUUGGGUGGAGAUCACAGCAUAACAUACCCGAUCCUGCAGGCCCUGGUGGCAAAGCACGGUCCCGUGGGACUGGUGCACGUGGAUGCUCACACCGACACCGGAGACACGGCUCUGGGGCAGAAGAUCUACCACGGGAGCCCGUUCCGGCGCUGUGUGGAGGAAGGGCUGCUGGACUGCGGCCGCGUGGUACAGAUCGGCAUCCGAGGCUCCUCCUAUGACCCCGAUCCCCACAAGUACUGCCGGGAACAGGGUUUCCGCGUGGUCCCAGCUGAGGAGUGCUGGAUGAAGUCCCUGGAGCCGUUGAUGAGGGAGGUGAGGGCACAGAUGGGGGACAAGCCAGUGUACAUCAGCUUCGAUAUCGAUGGGCUGGACCCUGCCUACGCUCCGGGCACCGGCACCCCAGAGAUAGCUGGGCUCACACCUGUGCAGGCUUUGGAGAUUAUUCGUGGCUGCAAAGGCCUGAACAUAGUGGGGUGUGACCUUGUGGAAGUCGCACCAAUGUACGAUGUCUCGGGCAAUACAGCCCUCCUAGGGGCAAACCUACUGUUUGAGAUGCUGUGUGUCCUCCCAGGAGUGAAGACACUGUGAGGGCAGUUCCCACCUGCCCUGAGGCAACGCUUCUCUGUGCCCUCAGCCAGGCUUUCCAUGUCCCCUUCCCUUCAGGCAGCUGCAGCCAGCAUGGGCUUUGCAGCAUGAAAUAAAUGCCAUUUACUACCAGAAAAGGUAUUUUUUAGCUGGGAAACUGUAGGGAGCAGGCUAGAUACCCCAUUUAAUUGGGGUCUGGAGCUUUGGAGCUGGCCUAGGAAAGGCAUAGAUGAGGCUAAUAACAUUUUGCCUCUGGAAUGAUUCACCCAGCUCACAGGGCUCCUGGAAAAACUGUCACUGGUGAAAGGUUUGUCCCAUUAGGAUGUUGCAGCAGGACAAUGAAUGUAGAAGAAGGGAGGACACGAAGGGGGCCUGAGCCUCCUGCUGUAAGAGUAG
Molecule: messenger RNA, 2755 nt
Organism: Motacilla alba alba
Lineage: Eukaryota; Metazoa; Chordata; Aves; Passeriformes; Motacillidae
Gene: AGMAT
Product: agmatinase
Exons: 7
Coding region: 1205-2362 (385 amino acids)
Molecular function (GO): agmatinase activity; metal ion binding
Source: RefSeq, a predicted model, not a curated record